AUGGGAUGGCUAGGGAGGACUGUUGGUCUUGCAGCGGCAUCUCCCCUAAUAUACAUCACCGCCGUGGUCCUCUCUUCGGGCUUGAAGUAUACAGUUGGCAAAUUGCUGUUUUCUAAACGGAAACAGCUGCGGUCGGCCGGUGAUUGGGCUGUAGUUACGGGCGCAGCCGCCGGUAUUGGCCUGGCCUUCUGCAAAGAACUUGCCAAGGAGGGACUGAAGAUCCUCAUGGUAGAUGUGAAUGGGCCGCAACUAAAGUCUGCCGCCAAAGAGGUGGAGGACGCUUUUGGUGUGGAAACGCGAACCCUGGAACUGGAUCUCUUCAAGGUGGGAAAUGCAGUCUUGUCUGCCUAG
Messenger RNA from Dibothriocephalus latus, 351 nucleotides. Lineage: Eukaryota; Metazoa; Platyhelminthes; Cestoda; Diphyllobothriidea; Diphyllobothriidae. The record is from the annotation of a GenBank genome assembly.